AUCGACGCACCCCCUUUCCAGAAAUCACUAAAUCCCUAAAAAGCGAGGCCGUUCCCAUUUCUUCUCUCUCUACUCGGUCUCUCUCUCUCUCUCUCUCUCUCUCUCUCAUCAGCACAGAUUUUUUUUCAGUCUCUACAGAUUCGAGAAGAUGUCGUCGUCCACGGCGGAGAACGGUGGCAAGAAGAUAACGCUGAGGAGUUCCGAUGGCGAGGUUUUCGAGGUGGAGGACGCCGUGGCGGUCGAAUCACAGACGAUCAAGCACAUGAUCGAGGACGAUUGCGCCGACAACGUCAUCCCCCUCCCGAACGUCACCGGUAAGAUCCUCUCGAAGGUCAUCGAGUACUGCAAGCGCCACGUCGACGCCGCCGCCUCCGCCACCAAGGCGGACGACAAGCUCGCCUCCGCCGCGGCCUCCGACGAGGACCUCAAGGUUUUCGAUGCCGAUUUCGUCAAAGUGGACCAGGCCACGCUCUUCGAUCUUAUUCUGGCUGCUAACUACCUGAAUAUCAAGAGCCUUCUGGAUCUGACUUGCCAGACUGUAGCUGAUAUGAUCAAAGGAAAAACUCCCGAAGAGAUCCGCAAGACAUUCAACAUCAAGAAUGACUUCACCCCUGAAGAAGAAGAGGAAGUGCGAAGAGAGAACCAGUGGGCUUUUGAAUAAAGAACAGAAACUCCAUGGAACCAAAAAAAUAUCUGCAGCUCUCGAUUAUGUUUUUUUGCUUGUUUGCAAGACAGAUAAAUUCUCCAGACUUGCUAUUACAUGUAUUUUGAAGUUUGCUUCCUUCUUCUUAGACUGGUUUCUCGAGACUUAUUUCCUUCAUUUCUCUUUUCUUUUGAAGAUUGUCUAUGUUAAUGUGACAUAUUAUUUUGCAUAUUUCAAUUGACGCACCUCGUAUUCCGUAUUUUA
Molecule: messenger RNA, 907 nt
Organism: Erythranthe guttata (spotted monkey flower)
Lineage: Eukaryota; Viridiplantae; Streptophyta; Magnoliopsida; Lamiales; Phrymaceae
Gene: SKP1
Product: S phase kinase-associated protein 1
Biological process (GO): ubiquitin-dependent protein catabolic process
Source: RefSeq, a predicted model, not a curated record